GUAGGCUUUCUGCUGGAGAAGUUUAAGCGAAACUUUAAGGAUGAUAUACCUUGGAUGUUUCCUGUUGCUCUGUGGGCUUACGCAUGUCAUGGCAAGUUAUCCCAUCUGGUGGUCACUAGCAGUGGGCCACCAGUACUCGUCACUGGGCACUCAGCCCAUCCUCUGUGGCAGCAUCCCCGGUCUGGUGCCCAAGCAGCUACGCUUCUGCCGGAACUACGUGGAAAUCAUGCCCAGUGUAGCCGAGGGGGUCAAGAUUGGCAUUCAAGAGUGCCAGCAUCAGUUCAGAGGCCGACGCUGGAACUGCACCACGGUCAAUGACAAUCUGGCCAUUUUUGGGCCAGUGUUAGAUAAAGCAACUCGAGAGUCAGCAUUUGUUCAUGCUAUUGCCUCGGCCGGAGUGGCAUUUGCAGUGACCCGUGCCUGCGCUGAGGGUUCAGCCACCAUCUGCGGAUGUGACACCCGCCACAAGGGCCCCCCUGGUGAGGGAUGGAAGUGGGGUGGCUGCAGUGAAGAUGUGGAGUUUGGGAGCAUGGUGUCCCGGGAGUUUGCUGAUGCAAGGGAGAAUCGCCCUGAUGCACGCUCAGCUAUGAACCGCCAUAACAAUGAGGCAGGAAGAAUGUCCCUCAACGACAACAUGUUCCUGAAGUGUAAGUGCCAUGGUCUGUCGGGCAGCUGCGAGGUCAAGACGUGUUGGUGGUCUCAGCCUGACUUCCGAGUUAUUGGCGACUACAUGAAGGAUAAGUAUGACAGCGCAUCAGAGAUGGUGGUUGAGAAACAUAAGGAGUCCCGCGGAUGGGUGGAGACCCUGAGACCCAAGUACAACUACUUCAAACCCCCCACAGAGCGCGACCUGGUUUACUACGAAAGCUCACCCAAUUUCUGUGACCCCAAUCCCGAGACGGGCUCCUUUGGUACCCGCGAUCGCAUCUGUAACCUGACGUCCCACGGUAUAGACGGAUGUGACCUCCUCUGCUGCGGCAGAGGUCACAACACCAGGACUGAGAAGAGAAAGGAGAAGUGUCACUGUAUUUUCCACUGGUGCUGCUACGUCAGCUGUCAGGAGUGUGUAAGAGUAUAUGAUGUGCACACUUGCAAAUAAGGACACCUGGUUCUUGCCUUUUCUCACCAAAAUUUAAAGACUUCAGCGGGCAGAAGAACAAAUACAGCAACUUAUCUCCAAGACAUGAGAGACUGUAAAACUGUCUGACCUGUUCGCAGACUCCAGGGCAGACGCAGCAGCCUUGUGUUUUGCGCUGUGAUGCUAAAAAGAGCCAGAUCUGCCUUGAUCAACUGAAAUGAUUAGAUGUUGACAUCACAAUGCAUUAUCUAUAUGACCAGCAAUGAUGGUGAUGAUGACAACAAUGUUGAUAUCUCUAGCAAUGACGAAAGAGUUUUCAUGUACUGACGUAGGAAAGGAGAACUGUCGGCUAAUUGACAAGCACCAUAUUGGUGAUUUUUUUUUCCCAUGUUCCAAGUAGUUAUUUUUGUUGAGAAUAGUACAGCACUGCCAAUGCUUUCAAGUCUACGGGGCAAACAAUGAAAGUUUUACAUUUUCUUUUAAUCACAGUUUGUUUUUGCCACAAAAAGUGAGCAAUGUACAU
This is a messenger RNA of Epinephelus fuscoguttatus (brown-marbled grouper), 1601 nucleotides long. It is a transcript of the gene wnt3a, whose product is annotated as wingless-type MMTV integration site family, member 3A. The transcript has 4 exons. Gene Ontology annotation, cellular component: extracellular region. Lineage: Eukaryota; Metazoa; Chordata; Actinopteri; Perciformes; Serranidae. Gene Ontology annotation, molecular function: cytokine activity; frizzled binding. The record is from RefSeq and is a predicted model, not a curated record. Gene Ontology annotation, biological process: cell fate commitment; canonical Wnt signaling pathway; multicellular organism development. The coding region runs from base 41 to 1099 and encodes 352 amino acids.